AUGAUUAAUAUCACUAAACUUAUAAAGUAAAGAUAGUAAUAUACAACAAUUUUGGAGGAUAACUCUAAAUUAUAUAUUAGACCAAUUGAUGAACUAGAUGAAAUCACUUUUAGCGGAGAAUAUUUAAUUUAAAAGAACGGAAAACUUAAAAAAAAGUUGAUAUAAUUUUAUGAACACAUCAUGGUUUAUUCUAAAAAGGUAUUUAUAUUAAUCUAUCAAAAUAGAAGCAUUUGAAUAUUUUAAAUGCUACAUUAUUGUUACAUCUAACCAAUCUUAAUGAAAUAGAAGGAUUGAAAUUUAUAAAAUCUGGUAAUUCUAUAGAAUUAUAUAAUAAUGCAUCUGAACUAUAUCUCUAUGUUCGAAAAUAUUGUAUACAGAGAGAAAUUCCUGAGAGAUAUAAAAUUACUCAAACUAUUUAUUAUGGAAGUAACGCUACAGUAUACUAUUAUUUAAUUAUUUAAGUUUCUACAACUAGAGUCUACAUUAUACAUUAAGACAUUUCAUGUGGCAAAGAUUUAUGAAAAACAAAAUUAUACUACUUAGGAUUAAAUAUCUGGUAUAAAGAAAGAAGUUUAGAUACUUCGUUAGUUAUAACAUUAACAUAUGUCAAAUUUAGUUGAAAUAUUUGAAAAUGAUGAUUUGAUAUUUUUAAUUAUGGAAGAACUAAAAGGAGAAAGCCUUUAAACAAUUUUAGAAAAUUAAUAAUAUUUGAAUGAAAACCAAAUAAAAUUAAUUAUGAAACCUCUUUUUGAAUGUGUUGCAUUCUUACACUCAAAAAAUAUUUUUCAUCGAGAUAUUAAGCCCUAAAAUAUUAAAUUUAGACAUUCAGAUAAUUAUCUUGAGGCUUGUUUAAUAGAAUUUAGUUUAGCUGAUUAUUGGAAUAAAAAUGGUAGAUAUCUAUUUACUAGAUGUGGAAGUGUUGGUUAUGUGGCUCCUGAGGUUCUUUAAGAUAAAAAAUAUAUUCUGAAUAUUGAUGUCUACAGUUUAGGAAUUAUAUUAUAUAUUUUGAUUACAUAAAAACAUCCAUUUGAAGAUUUAGAUAAGGGCAAAAAAAUAUUAAGAAAUUAUAAUGGUUAAGUAGAUUAUUCCAUUUUGCAAUGCUCAUAAAUUCUCUUAGAUUUAAUUAAAAAAUGUUUAGAAGUUGAUUUUACUAAACGUUUAAGUUGUUAAGAAAUCUUAAGUCAUCCAUUCUUUUCAAAUAGAAUUCCAAAAUUACUAUCAUUUAAAAUAAAAGAUCAAAAGAAAUCUACCUAAAUAAAAACUUAGAGAGGUUAAAAUUUUCACAGUGUAAACAAUUUAGCAUAUGAUCAAUCUACGAAUAGUCUCAGCUAAUCUAAAUCUCCUUCCUCAUUUGUUAGUUACAGACAUUCUCUUACAUUGUAGAAAUAAAAAACAGUAUUCCCUGAAAGUAUUAAUUGAUAUUAUAAAAUAGUUAGUAUUUUUUAGCCUAAAUCAAAAUAUUUUUUAACUAAAAAUUCUCAAUACGAAAGUUUAAAUUGA
Paramecium sonneborni is the source of this 1500-nucleotide messenger RNA. NCBI's taxonomy places the organism in Eukaryota, Ciliophora, Oligohymenophorea, Peniculida, Parameciidae. The record is from the annotation of a GenBank genome assembly.